Messenger RNA from Pseudophryne corroboree (corroboree frog), 2584 nucleotides. RefSeq names its product oocyte zinc finger protein XlCOF6.1-like. The record is from RefSeq and is a predicted model, not a curated record. Lineage: Eukaryota; Metazoa; Chordata; Amphibia; Anura; Myobatrachidae. The transcript has 3 exons. The coding region runs from base 111 to 1343 and encodes 410 amino acids.
CCGAUCAGUCGAGCCCAUCAACCAAUCAGGGUGAAGAUAACGGAAGGCUCUUUUGUCCGCUGAGAUGUCGCCUUCACGCAUGCGCACAGAGACCUGGAGCAGGUUUAAACAUGGAUCCCGAGAUUACACCAAAGAAUGAAACUGAAGACAAACCAACCAGCGUUUUCCAGGACAAUCUGCAGAACUUGGACUCUGAUACCAACACAACAGAGCCUGUUUGUCCAGGUGGAUGUAAAUCACCCAGUUUAAAAGAAGAAGAGGAAAAAGAUAAGACUCGGCAUUCACAGCGAAAACUAAGGUGGCAGAAGCAUAGUAAACGAAAAUCCGUCACUCUAAGUUCUACAGAGUCCGAAGGCUCUAAGGAUAUAGAUAUCACAGAUGAGAACAUAAGUUCUCCAGAGGAAGGAACAGAAAGCCAAAAUGAAGACAAUGAGAAGAGGAACCGCAGCAAUCUUCGGCUACGCAAAUCCACAGUGAAGUCAAAAUUAAAGUGCAGAAAACAUAACAAAGAUUCUCCAGAGCUCUCAAAGUUAACAAUCCAUUAUACACCUUACAAAGUACAGAAGACCUACAUAUGCACCGAAUGUGGUCGGAGCUGUAUCUCAAGUUCACAUCUCAUUAUACAUCAGAGAUCCCACACUGGGGAACGACCAUUCUCUUGUAACGACUGUGGUAAAAGUUUUGCCAGAAAGUCAUCUCUAGUCAUACAUGAGAGGAUCCACACAGGAGAAAGACCAUAUACUUGCACACAUUGCGGGAAGAGCUUCACUAGCAGUGCUACUCUGUCUACUCAUAUCAGGAUCCACACAGGAGAAAGGCCUUACGUCUGCUGGGAAUGCGGGAAAAGUUUCACUAGCAACUCCUCGCUGUUUAUACAUAACAGGACACACACGGGAGAGAAGCCAUAUAUAUGUGGCGAAUGUGGCAAGACGUUUUCAUGUACAUCUGCUCUGGUCAUACACAAGAGGUCUCAUACAGGAGAGAAGCCUUUCACGUGUGAAGAAUGUGGUAAAAGCUUUGCUGAUAACUCUAGGCUUGUAAAACAUAAAGCAGCACAUACAGGCGAUUGGGCGUUUAUUUGCACUGUAUGUGGGAAAGGAUUCACUUGUUACUCCAAUCUUAAUGUGCACCAGAGAUCACACACUGGAGAGAGGCCAUACGCAUGCAACAAGUGUGAUAAGAGAUUUGCCCUCAAUAGGGAUCUUGUCCGGCACCAGACAACACACACUGGAGAAAGGCCGUAUGCAUGCUCUGAGUGCGGAAAAUGCUUCACUCGUAAAGCUCAUCUUACCACACAUGUCAAAAUCCACGCUAGGCUAAAGACAGUUAAGGUUCCUGAAUAAACAAAAUCAAGGGUCUUUUCCUACAGAAUUCAACUGACUGGUCUUUUUGCCAGGAGUUGCGUGGAAAAUGUGACAAAGGCUCUUCAACGUUCCAAUUUCUUAUUCUUGUGGAAAACUGUAUGGGGCAUAAUGUCAGUAUUGAGAAUACAUGCUGCAUGGCUCUUUCACGAAAAGUAAUAGCCAACAUUAAGUAAUACAGUAUGCAACACUUAGAGACUGUAGCUUACUAUGUAUUAUUACGUUUUAUUAACUAUACAUCUAUGUAUAUUCUAUUGUACAACUUGUUUAACCCUUAUUUAUGGUUUAUUAUUUUUCAGAAAUGUAGAGAAAAAAUCUGUUUCAGCUACUGGUUGAGUCUCCCAUAUCCAAAAUACAAAAUAUUCUGAAAUACAUAAAUGUUUUUGAGCAUGACUGAGGUAGGGCACCUUUACUUUCUGAUGGUUCAAAAUACACAAAGUUUGUUUCAUGCACAAAAUUAUUGAAAAUCCCUACUAAUUGUGACUAAUCUGGGGUAAUUAACUUGGUAGAGGGGUGCGGUGUGUAGGUGCUUAAUCAUGUUCAUUACACAGCUUUACAUGUACAUAAAUGAAAGUAAUACUUUACUGGCAGCAUACAUGAAACAUAAACAACAAACAGCUUAGCCCGUAUGCAGGGCACUAAUUCACUUCUUUGCCACUCACUACACUUGGGCAGCUAGUCUGCAAACAAAGUCUUCUCAAAGUCUCAGUCCUGUCUCUUACAAAUAUAUCCCCAGGGUCCGGCUUGACUUGGCUGCAACAACUGCUCACAUACAGUCUCAGAAAUUUUGGUCCCUCCCUGCCUGCUGCAAGUAAGUACACUGCCUGGCUUGCCUUCUCACACUCAAUGCCCACUGGCCUGCCUUCUUCUCUGCAACAUACGAUCAGUCACAUAUUGCUGGUCUUCUUUGCUUCCUGCAGGUGUAGAUGCUGGCUUCCUGGCACACUGGGACUCUUUGCAGACUGACUGGCUUUUACAGUCCCACCUGGGAUGGACACACAGCAGCCUCACCUGACUGCAGCAGUCUUUCCCAGACUAACUACACUCUGCCUCCAUUACAGAUGUGUCCUCUUACAUCCUUGCUGCAGUCACAUUAAACAGCACUUCUAGUCACGCCAUGCCAUGGGGUGACUCUGUAUCACCGAGCGUAUUUAUGUGCAACUUUUUCCAUGUAAAUGCAUCUAGGUCGCAUUGCUAUGCAAAUAGUUUGCACAAGCAGCUUA